Molecule: messenger RNA, 997 nt
Organism: Corvus hawaiiensis (hawaiian crow)
Lineage: Eukaryota; Metazoa; Chordata; Aves; Passeriformes; Corvidae
Gene: ITGB1BP1
Product: integrin subunit beta 1 binding protein 1
Exons: 7
Coding region: 110-712 (200 amino acids)
Biological process (GO): negative regulation of substrate adhesion-dependent cell spreading; negative regulation of focal adhesion assembly
Cellular component (GO): cell periphery; cytoskeleton; ruffle
Molecular function (GO): integrin binding
Source: RefSeq, a predicted model, not a curated record
GUCCCCGCGACCCGGAACGGGAUCGCCCUCAGGAACGGGAGCGGCGCCGGCGGCGGGAGCGGGCGGGCCCGGCGCGCCCGAAGAUCUUCCUUGAUCCAGUUAUGAGAAAAUGUUUAGAAAAGGAAAAAAGCGACACAGCAGCAGCAGCUCACAAAGCAGUGAAAUCAGCACUAAAAGCAAGUCUGUAGAUUCCAGUCUUGGGGGACUUUCCAGGUCUAGUACUGUGGCCAGUCUAGAUACAGACUCCACAAAAAGUUCAGGACAAAGCAAUAGUAAUUCUGAUACAUGUGCAGAAUUCAGAGUUAAAUAUGUUGGUGCCAUUGAAAAAUUGAAAUACAAUGAGAGCAAAAGUCUUGAAGGGCCACUGGACUUGAUAAAUUACAUAGAUGUUGCACAGCAAGAUGGAAAGUUACCUUUUGUUCCAGGUGAAGAGGAGUUUAUUAUGGGAGUUUCCAAAUAUGGCAUUAAAGUUUCCACAUCUGAUCAGUAUGAUGUAUUACAUAGGCACGCUCUCUAUUUGAUUGUACGGAUGGUGUGCUAUGAUGAUGGUCUGGGAGCUGGAAAAAGUUUACUGGCUUUGAAGACAACAGAUGCAGCCUCUGAAGAAUGCAGCCUCUGGGUAUAUCAGUGCAAUAGUUUGGAACAAGCACAAUCCAUUUGCAAAGUGUUGUCUACAGCCUUUGAUUCAGUUUUAAUGUCGGAGAAGUCCUGAUUUCCUUCGGCAGCAGUGUUUGUGUGGGAGCACCGGGGCUCCUCGUGAUACCACGGACAGAUUGGAGCCACACACAGUCCUGGGAAGGACUUACUGUGCAAAGCAGAGCCACACAGCCUUGCAUAUGGUACUCUGGCAUUCCCCAAACAUGACUUGAAGAUUCCAUCUUCAGUGUCCAGGACAAUACAGAAUUUUAUAUUUAACACAAUUGUUUUUUCCUAGUCAUGUUUUGUAUAUUAAUAUCAAUAUUGCAGAAAUGUAAAAUAAAACUGACAGUUGCUUCUA